AAUGUAAACACUGCGUAGAGAAGACCGGUGGUCGGUUCUGUAGAACGACGAAAAGCUCCGAAUAACGUAGCAUUUCAUGGCGAUGGCGCGUUCGGCGAUCACUUGUGGGCUUCGUGCAGGUCAUUUUGCAAUGCCACACUCGGCCAUAGCCUGCGGACAAUUCGUGCGCGGUAGCAGAUACAGCCCGAGAUACAUCGAUCCACUAACUGCUGAUCGAACCGAAAUCGAAGAGUAUCGAAAGACUACCGAAGGCCAAGAAGCAGCGUUCCGUCCGGUGAAAGCCGUUCGGUCCGAGGUCUCUAACUCAGUAUUUUAUGACCCAGUUCUGGAGAAGUUCACGAAUUUUCUUAUGCGGAAAGGCGACAAACGACUGGCAACGGACUUGGUUCGCAAGGCACUGUUUACUAUUAAGUUCAUAAGACCUCCACAGUUUGAGCACCCAUUGGCUGUCCUCGCGACAGCCAUCGAAAAUGCAAAACCUGCCCUUGAAAUGACCCGAAUCAAGCGUGGUGGAAUAACAUAUCAGGUGCCCGUACCUGUGAAAGAUAGUCGUGCGCGAUUACUGGCAAUUCGUUGGAUUAUCGAAACAGCAGCGGAUAAGGAGAGACACGUCCGCUUUUCGGAUCAGCUUGCCAAGGAAUUGGUCGACGCCUCACAGAAUGUCGGCCGAGUUAUUCACAAAAAGCAAGAGAUGCACAAACUUGCCGAAGCAAACAAGGCCUUCGCCCAUUACAGGUGGUCGUAAAAAGUUAAUUAUAUUUAAGGGACGCACGCUAUCCGUCGAUGAAUUACCGUUGGCUUAUGUAAAAUAGAUGUUGCAUGGUGGCCUUUGCUUAUAGAUAUAUGCUGUAGUAUUUUGAAAAUAAUGCAAAUAAACGUAUAUUAGUUAUUAUAUGUACUCUGUGUAGUAAUAACUUUUGAUUAAAAUGCCAUCUAUUCAAUGUGUACUCAGUUUAUUAGCUUUAGUUAUAUAUAUAUAUAUAUAUAUAUAUAUCGCUUUCUUUGUGCUUUGACACAGAAAUCAAGUAUUGGCAUUCAUCCCGUUUAAAUGUGCCUUAAGAUUUAUUUACCAAAUGAACGAAAAUUAUUAUUGGCUUUUCUGCCUUUGCAUUUCCACAAGUGAUAAACACCAUGUUUUUAAUUGUCAAAACGCACUGCACCGUAUCCGGCAGCAAGAAAUCCAGGCUCACACGCUAGAGAAUUAAGUGGAAACGCCUACUAUGGGAUUUUAACCUCACUGCUACAUAUGAUAAUCUUGUCAACUUCUAGUAGUAGCAACAAUAGU
Varroa destructor (honeybee mite) is the source of this 1285-nucleotide messenger RNA. RefSeq names its product mitochondrial ribosomal protein S7 (gene mRpS7). The record is from RefSeq and is a predicted model, not a curated record. NCBI's taxonomy places the organism in Eukaryota, Metazoa, Arthropoda, Arachnida, Mesostigmata, Varroidae. Gene Ontology annotation, biological process: translation.